AAAAAACAUAAGACAUAAAAAAGGUGACUAGGAGAGAGAAAAGGGAGAAACAUAAAAACAGUAAUGUAGGAAGACUUUACAUUGCAAUAACAAAAACUGGUCAUACUCAUUCUUAGACGAAUGAAUUGAAUUGAGUUGAAGAAGAAGAAAAAACAAAGGAGGGUUAGUGAGUCUACCCACUGAAAAGCAGGAACAGAGUUAGAGAGAGAAAAAUAAAUUAAAGUUAGAGGGAGAAAGCUUGAGCUGGAUUUCACAUGGCGGCUCUUGGACCUGCUGCUCCUCCGGAUUCUCUAACAUCUAAUUCCAAACCUCCCACUCAACAACAACACUCUACCACCAUGUCUGAUGAUAAGGAAAUGGCUCCCGCUGUAAUACAGGGGAAUGAUCAGGUUACAGGCCAUAUAAUAUCCACAACCAUUGGUGGCAAAAAUGGCGAACCCAAACAGACCAUCAGUUAUAUGGCAGAGCGUGUUGUUGGCACAGGAUCAUUUGGGAUUGUUUUUCAGGCAAAAUGCUUGGAGACUGGAGAGACUGUUGCGAUUAAAAAAGUCUUGCAGGACAGGCGUUACAAGAAUCGUGAACUACAAUUGAUGCGCUUACUAGAUCACUCAAAUGUGAUCUCCCUCAAGCAUUGUUUCUUUUCAACUACUAGUAAAAAUGAGCUAUUCCUCAACCUAGUGAUGGAUUUUGUACCUGAGUCAUUGUAUCGUGUUCUCAAGCACUACAGUACUAUGAACCAGCGGAUGCCACUGAUUUAUAUUAAAUUAUACACUUAUCAGAUCUUCUGCGGAUUGGCGUACAUUCACGCCGUUCAUGGUGUGUGCCAUAGAGACAUCAAACCUCAAAAUCUCCUCGUUGAUCCCCUUACACAUCAACUUAAAAUUUGUGACUUUGGAAGUGCUAAAGCUUUGGUCAAGGGAGAACCUAACAUAUCAUACAUAUGUUCUCGUUAUUACCGAGCACCGGAGCUUAUAUUCGGGGCAACAGAAUAUACAUCUUCAAUUGAUAUUUGGUCAACUGGUUGUGUUCUAGCAGAACUUCUUCUUGGCCAGCCAUUGUUUCCGGGUGAGAACGCAGUGGAUCAACUCGUGGAAAUUAUCAAGGUUCUUGGUACUCCCACAAGAGAGGAAAUUAGAUGCAUGAAUCCGAACUAUACUGAUUUUAGGUUUCCUCAAAUUAAAGCCCAUCCUUGGCACAAGGUUUUUCAUAAGAGAAUGCCACCUGAAGCAAUUGAUCUUGCUUCACGACUACUUCAAUAUUCUCCUAGUCUUCGAUGCACUGCAUUGGAAGCAUGUGUUCAUCCUUUCUUUGACGAGCUUCGGGAACCAAACGCACGUCUUCCAAAUGGCCGCCCAUUGCCACCUCUUUUCAAUUUCAAGCAAGAGUUAGUUGGAGUUCCAUCUGAAUUGAUAAACCGACUAAUACCGGAGCAUGUGCGGCGGCAGAUGGGAUUUUCUCUUCCUGGAUAAGCAUAAUCUGGGGCAUGAGAGUUGGAGCGGAGCGGGUAAUGUUUUGCUUGCAAAUGGAGGAUGGUAAAAACCCAGGAGUGCUUCCUGGUUUUUAUAAUGGUGAACCUUGUGGCCUUUCUGUGGCUUUUUGCACACCCUAUAAAGAUGUAUACCUAUAUUAGCCAUUCGGCAAGAGCUGCAAUAUCUGGGUCUUGAUGUACUGUAUUUCUGAGCUCUGUACAUCAUUUUGAUCUUAAAAGUCUCAGGUUAGGGUGUAAAACUAAGGUGCAAAGCAAUAUUAAAGCUAGGUAGGGUUGCCAAAUAGAAGCAAGCCUGAAAGUCGGUAUUUAGGCUGGCUUGUAUGACAUACAUAAAUAUUGCUCAUUUCCUAAAUGUAUUCUUGCCCUUUGGCCACUAGGUAGACUUUUAACGCGUUACCAUUGUUCAUAUUCCUACCCAACAUUCGUACAAGUAAAUUUCCGGAAAUGUUUGUCCAAAGUUCUCCAA
This is a messenger RNA of Spinacia oleracea (spinach), 1955 nucleotides long. RefSeq names its product shaggy-related protein kinase eta. Gene Ontology annotation, biological process: brassinosteroid mediated signaling pathway; cell differentiation; peptidyl-threonine phosphorylation. NCBI's taxonomy places the organism in Eukaryota, Viridiplantae, Streptophyta, Magnoliopsida, Caryophyllales, Amaranthaceae. Gene Ontology annotation, molecular function: ATP binding; protein serine/threonine kinase activity. The transcript is spliced from 12 exons. Gene Ontology annotation, cellular component: cytoplasm; nucleus. The coding region runs from base 255 to 1469 and encodes 404 amino acids. The record is from RefSeq and is a predicted model, not a curated record.